Dendronephthya gigantea is the source of this 1383-nucleotide messenger RNA. RefSeq names its product mRNA decay activator protein ZFP36L2-B-like. Gene Ontology annotation, molecular function: mRNA binding; metal ion binding. The record is from RefSeq and is a predicted model, not a curated record. NCBI's taxonomy places the organism in Eukaryota, Metazoa, Cnidaria, Anthozoa, Malacalcyonacea, Nephtheidae. The transcript has 2 exons. Bases 126 to 1028 code for a protein of 300 amino acids.
AUAUAUUGUGAUCACUGCGAAGUAUUCACGAACAGCAAAGGAGCAGGCAGUCACAUUUGCGGGGUAUUCCCGAAGGAAUAAACACACAAAAGGGGAUUAUAUUUGUACUCGUGCUUUUCACAAUCAUGUCAACAGCAUUGGUUUCAGCGUUUUACGAAAUGGACGAUGUUCUCCUGAAGAAUAAGUUAAUGUCACUCGAAUUGAAAACACGAGGGGAUAGAAGGAUAGUUGGUGCUCUACCAAGAAGACACUCCACCAACGGUGUUCGACAAACUCCGACGAACUUAAUAACACUGAGCGAUCCCAUGAUAGUUAACAGGCCAACGAGAGAUCGUGCUUUUAGUGCUAUUUCUUCGGCGGAAGAAGAACGACGAAGGAAUAACAUCGCGAAUUCGAGUCGAUACAAAACCGAGUUGUGCAGACCCUUUGAGGAAAACGGAACAUGUAAAUACGGAGACAAAUGCCAGUUUGCUCACGGCCUUCACGAACUUAGACAGCUAACUCGGCAUCCAAAAUAUAAAACAGAACUAUGCAGAACAUUUCAUACCAUUGGCUUCUGCCCGUACGGACCACGCUGCCAUUUCAUUCACAAUGCCGAGGAGAAACGCAUACCUUUGGAAAGGAGUCAAAGUGUAAAUACACCUUUGUCUCCCAUUUCAACAGGCAGUCCGCCGUCGCCCGUAUUCGAGUCGCCAUUAUCUCUUUCUCCUUCGACGCCGUUUUUAGAUGAUAGUCCAUUGGGAAGCCCACUGCCGUUGCAAGUCGCUGGCUCGCCACCGUCAAACAAUGUGAGUACUGUUUUCACUUUUCCUUCGGCUCCGCGCGCUGAGUUCGUUGUUUCAAAUCCGAUUCAAAUUCGCUCGCCGAGCUAUAUGGAUGCGAAGCAAAUGAAAUAUCGUUCCGAUGCCUUCCCUGAUUCAAGUUCAAGCGAUGAAAUGUCUUCUGGUUCUCCGGGGUCUGACGGAUCCGACCAAGGCUUAAACAGCCCGCUACGACGCUUACCCGUAUUCAACAACAUAACACACUAAAGUUCAAACGAACACGAAGGCUUCAAACAAACAUCAAUUUUUGAAGCCACAGCGACGGCCAAAGAACUGCAAUAGUUUUGCGAAUAGUGCUUCCUCACCUAUGCUUUCAUUUAUUUGUAAAUUGACUAAAGUAUUAAGCCUAAGUUUAUUCUAAUUUAUCGUUAAAAUUAUUUGCCGUAUAUAUUAUAGGCUAGAAAAGAUUUGAGUCAUUUUAAUAUUCAUAAACGUAUAUGUUUAUGCUCUAUUUUAUUGUAAUCAAAUCCAUCAGAAGUUCAGUCGGCUCGCGAUGAUUCAUAUAUUUUCCCUAACUUAAUCCUUAUUGACAUUGUCAGAAAGAUUUAUACAUAUAUUCGUU